Prorocentrum cordatum is the source of this 576-nucleotide messenger RNA. The record is from the annotation of a GenBank genome assembly. NCBI's taxonomy places the organism in Eukaryota, Dinophyceae, Prorocentrales, Prorocentraceae.
AUGGUCGCCGAGGUCGCCGGUGCUGGUUGCGCGGCGGCCCGCAACCGACGCGACGAGGAGUGGCGCGCCAGGCCUGGCGACGCCGCCGUGGGCGAGGGCCGGAGCGAGAGCGGCACGAGCACGCCAGCGCCCGUGGCGAGCGAGAGCCGCAGCGAGGCGAGCAACGCUGCGCCGCCAGAGCCGCAGGAGGACCUCAGAUCCGCGCUCGUGGGGCUCGCCGACGCCGAGCUGAAGGAGAUGGGCCGGCGCCUGGCGCAGAGCCGCGUCGGGCUGGAGGAGGCGCUCGAGGUCGAGCUCGACGAGGGGCGGGCUCUCAAGGACGAGAAUGACUACCUGAAGCAGACGAUCGACUUCAUGUUCUCCGAGCUGGGGAAGCUGAACAUCAAGGGCACGAACCUGACGGACCCCCAGCUCGCGGAAGGCCCGCUGGACUUCGUCGGGCGCUACUGGGAGAAGGUGCGGCCCCGGAACAAUACCGUCGUCGUGAGCGAGCACGUCGGCGAGAUCGACCACACAAAGAAGCCCCAGGCGGGCCAAAGAUCAGAGCGGAGGAAGGAGGGGCAGCCUUCCUUGUAA